Molecule: messenger RNA, 1767 nt
Organism: Zymoseptoria tritici IPO323
Lineage: Eukaryota; Fungi; Ascomycota; Dothideomycetes; Mycosphaerellales; Mycosphaerellaceae
Product: putative siderophore-dependent iron transporter
Exons: 4
Coding region: 19-1767 (582 amino acids)
Biological process (GO): transmembrane transport
Molecular function (GO): transmembrane transporter activity
Source: RefSeq, a predicted model, not a curated record
CAAGACCGCACCUGAGCUAUGCCCUUUCCCAAAGCCUUUGGAGGCCGGGCCCAGCCAACCAACUCUACGAGCGACUCGAUCGAAGUCUCCAACCAACAAGACACCAUCGAAGCAGACAAAGAAGCCAACGUCCCCGACCAAGAUGCCCAACCUGGCAUUCAAAAGAUCGAAGCCGUAACCCUCGUCUGGACGAAAUGGUCUCUCGCAUUGCUCCUCAUCAAUAUAUGGAUUAUCUUUCUGACCAAUGGCCUCCGACUCUCCAUCCUCGCCUCCCUAACUCCCUACGUCACCUCCGCUUUCCAAUCCCACUCGCUCAUCACCGUCAUCGGAAUCGUGGCCAAUGCCAUGACAGCCGCUGUCUACAUUCCCAUGGCCAAACUGCUCGACGUGUGGGGGAGGGCAGAAGGGUUUCUGCUCGCGGUGGGAUGUGCGACGUUGGGAGUGGUGCUGAUGGCUGUGAGCGAUGGUUUGGCGACGUUUUGUACGGCCCGGGUUUUCUACUCCAUCGGCUUCGCAGGCAUCAUCUACACCGUCGCCGUGCUCGCCGCAGACGCAACCUCGCUCCGUAAUCGAGGACUCGCAUUCGCAUUUACAUCGUCGCCGUACAUGAUCACCGCGUUCGCGGGUCCGAAAGCCGCAGAGGGAUUCCUCGAGAACGUGAAUUGGAGGUGGGGAUUUGGAGCCUUUGCUAUCAUUGUGCCGGCGAUGACGCUGCCUCUGUUCGUGCUGUUGAAGGUUCAGCUGAGGAAAGCGGAGCGGGAAGGGAGGUUUGUGAGGGAGAAGAGCGGGAGGAGUGUUAUGCAGAGCCUGCGAUAUGGUCUCGUUGCUUUCGAUCUCCCCGGCGUGUUCCUCUUCGCUGCUGGCCUGACCCUCUUCCUCCUCCCGUUCACACUCGCCGCCUCCGCUCCCAGCGGCUGGCGCACACCCUACAUCAUCGCCAUGAUCAUCGUCGGCUUCAUCCUCCUAAUCCUCUUCGCUCUCUACGAGAAAUACUUGGCCUCUCAUCCCUUCAUCGCCAAGACCUUCCUCACCGACCGCACCGUCAUAGCCUGCUGCCUCAUCGACGCAACCUACCAAGUCUCCUACUACUGCUGGAACAGCUACUUCACCUCCUUCCUGCAAGUCGUCUCCAACUUGAGCGUCGCAGAAGCAGGCUACGUCAAUUCCACUUUCCAAGUCGUCUCCGGCGUCCUCCUCUUCAUCGUCGGCUACGCCAUCCGUCGCACUAAGCGAUUCAAAUGGGUAUUCUACAUCGCCGUCCCGCUGUACAUCUUCGGAUUGGGCUUGAUGAUCCACUUCCGCCAACCAAAUCAGUACAUCGGCUACAUCAUCAUGUGCGAGAUCUUCAUCUCCAUGGGCGGCAGCGUGUUCAUCCUGCUCGUCCAACUCGGCGUACUGGCUGCAGUGGACCAUCAACAUAUCGCGGCUGUCCUAGCAUCUCUCUACGUGUCCGGCACAGUCGGCGGCGCUAUCGGCAACACCAUCUCCGGAGCAAUAUGGACGAAUACGUUUCUUGGAGCGUUACAGCGGAAUUUGCCUGAGUUGGCAGUCGGGAAUGCGACGUUGAUCUAUGCGGAUCUAACGACCCAACUUUCGUAUCCGGUCGGCAGUGCGGAACGCAUUGCAAUCCAGGAGUCAUAUGGGUACGCGCAGACAAGGAUGUUGGCUGCUGGAGUCGGCGUCAUGGCUUUGUGCUUCGUUUGGGUGCUCAUGCUGAGGAAUCUGGAUCUGAGUAAGAAGGGUCAGACCAAGGGGAUGGUGUUUUAG